AGUCUCAAUCUGGUCUUUCGUCCGAUCACACGCGAAAGCCGCUCAAUACUCUGUUUAAUAUUUAGCGCGAAAACGUUUGAAUUUUAAAUGAUUUGAAAGUAAUUUGGUUUAUUAAAUAUUAUUUUAUUUGGCAACAUAUGAAAUACAUAUAAUUCUUUGGUACAGUUUUGUUUGUGUUUGGAAAUUGUUUUUAAAUUUUGCAGUAUUUUGAUUUGCUUCCUACCUAUUGACACGAAUAUGAAUAAUAAGAGGAAAAUGAAAUAAUGAAUGCCAAAUCAAAUAUGUCCAGUGCUGAUCCUACAAAAGUAUGAAAAAUAAAAAGUUUCUCGAACGAAAUACUAACAUUGAAGGGAACCAAGCAUAUAAAUAUGUACAUAUAUAUAAUCAAACCGAAUGGUUUAUGAUAUCCAAUUAAAAGAAAACAAAAAAUAUGCAGAACGUGUGGAUUGCCAACGAUUCCCUGUAUCAUGAUAACAUAAGCGAUUUAAAUGAUAAUUUCCAAAAUGAUAAUGUUACUUUACCCCCCGAUCCCAUCGAGGAUAAAGCGAUUCAAGCUGCUUUUUGCACAGCGUAUACAAUUAUUUUUGUAGUUGGAAUCUUCGGUAAUGCUCUUGUUUGCUAUGCGGUAAUAAGGAACCGAGCGAUGCAAACUGUUACUAAUCUCUUCAUCACGAACCUUGCAUUAUCUGAUAUAUUACUAUGUGUGUUUGCAGUACCAUUUACACCGCUUUACACUUUCUUGGGACGUUGGGUAUUUGGAGGAUUGUUAUGCCAUAUCAUGCCUUAUGCGCAAGGUUGUAGUGUCUAUAUUUCUACUUUAACACUUACAUCUAUAGCAAUCGACAGAUUUUUUGUCAUAAUUUAUCCUUUUAAACCAAGAAUGAAGAUAAAAACUUGUAUCGGACUUAUCAUUUUUAUUUGGGUUUUCGCAUUAACGGUCACUUUUCCCUAUGGCUAUUAUAUGGCUCUUCAGGAUGUGUUCUGCGCUGAAAAAUGGCCCUCAGAUCAAAUAAGGAAGGCGUUUGGAGCUGUUACUACUAUUAUGCAAUUUGUUUUGCCAUUUAUUGUUAUGGCAUUUUGUUAUACUUGUGUCAGUAUAAAAUUAAAUGACCGAUUAAAAACACGGCCGGGUAGUAAGAAUAGUAAAAAAGAAGAUGCAGAAAGAGAAAGAAAGAGAAGAACGAAUAGAAUGCUUAUUGCGAUGGUAGCAAUCUUUGGUUUAUCAUGGCUGCCGCUUAAUUUAAUAAACAUAAGUAGUGAUUUUUAUUCCUUAGCUGAGGACUGGAGAUACUACAUGGUUUUGUUUUUCAUAGCACAUUUUAUAGCUAUGUCAUCAACUUGCUAUAACCCAUUUCUUUACGCUUGGCUAAAUGAAAAUUUCAGAAAGGAAUUUAAACAAAUUUUACCUUGUUUAGGAGCAAUUGUAGGCAAAAAAUCAAAAAGAAAUUAUAAUCAAUCAGAAAGAACGGGCAUGUUUCGUUCAGAAAAGACUUGCAAUGGAAAUGAAACUAUACAAGAAUCACUUCUUACUUCUACUGUGACUAAACCUUCAGUUAGGUAUAAAAUAGAAUUAAACGAGAAAUUAAAACCUUAUGAGGAUGAUGCCGAAAAUAUAAGCCCUGAUGAGAAACCCGAAGAAAAACCUAGUCCAACUGAAGACUACGUCAAAAUGUAUAUGUUCGUUGAUAAAUCCAUUGUAACUUCUGAUAAGGAGCCAAUAGUUUCUGCUCUGUGAUUUACGGUAAAAAUAGUUCUACUCGUUAAAACUUAAGCAGCACACAUACAAACUAGAUAUAAAUAUCCAAAAGUGUAAUUUUAGUGAAUAUAAAUGAAAUAAUUAUUAGUAAUUAGAAACAAAAAACAAUUACUUGAAUUUAAUGUAAUAUGAAAAUUAAAUUGUAUAUAAAUAAAGUUGUAAAUAUAAUGUAAGAUAAGUAAAAAUAUUAUAUACUAUAAGAAAAGCAUUCACAUCAAUUGUUCUUUGGAACUGUGAGCCCAUUGAUUAGUGCUUUUCUGCAAGGUAAUAUUGUGUUAUUGGAAUUAUUUUUAUAAUUAUGUGUAGUGAUAAUUAUUAAAUAUAUAUAUGUUUAACGCCUUGUCAAUGAAGAAAUGUUUGCAUUUCCUUGUCAGAAUGUUAUUAAAGUAUGCCAAAGAUUAAA
Molecule: messenger RNA, 2159 nt
Organism: Danaus plexippus (monarch butterfly)
Lineage: Eukaryota; Metazoa; Arthropoda; Insecta; Lepidoptera; Nymphalidae
Gene: NGR-A10
Product: prolactin-releasing peptide receptor-like
Exons: 3
Coding region: 431-1735 (434 amino acids)
Biological process (GO): G protein-coupled receptor signaling pathway
Cellular component (GO): neuron projection; plasma membrane
Molecular function (GO): neuropeptide Y receptor activity; neuropeptide binding
Source: RefSeq, a predicted model, not a curated record